AUGGCUCAGGAGUUGCGACAGUCACUACAACCUGACAGUACUUGCAAAUUUCCUAUGGAGGAGAAGCUCAAGAAGUUGCGCACCGACCCAAGAGUGACCAUGUUUUUGUUACCCUUUCCGAAGACUGCCGCGAAGGAGACGGACAAGGCAACGGGUUCAGGAGACAGGCCACCUCCGCCCAACAGGCGUCCGAAGAAGCCUAGGGUGUCAGCCAAGGCCAAGAGCAUGUGUCGAAAGGAGCUCAAGGAGUUUGACCAGAAAGACGGCAAGGGCAACGCCAUACGCUGGGCCUUCAACUUGAAGGGAGGAUGCAAGGGUGACAGCCUGGAGCUUAGGAAGGCAGAGGAGAGCCUGCGUGCAGGGCUUGAGCCUCAUUUGCAAGAGGUUUUGAAGGGCAAGAAGCUAGCCAAAGGGGUGAUCGAUAGCAUAUGCAAGCAGGUUGCCAAACCGAACAACCCGGGACUGGAAGCUGAAGUUUGGCGGUUGACCCAGGAGGAGAUAGACAAGGGUUGGGCUUGGUUAGACAAGGAGUGCUAUCCCGAGGAGCAGCUGUUGGCCAAACGGUUCGGGUUGAGACAGGGAGAAAGACCAGCCGCAUCGAUGACUGCUCGGUCGGGGGCUUCAACGGCGCCUGUGGAUCUAGCGAAAAGCUAA
Molecule: messenger RNA, 654 nt
Organism: Durusdinium trenchii
Lineage: Eukaryota; Dinophyceae; Suessiales; Symbiodiniaceae
Source: the annotation of a GenBank genome assembly